ACAGAUCCAACCAAGCAGCAUUUUUUGAUCAGCAUUUUUCCUUGCAUCCCGAAAAAUUCAAAGGCAGCCAUGAGUCUCUCUUCGAAAGACAAGACAGUGGUGAAAACCUUCUGGGGCAAAGUCGACUCAAAGAGCGCCGAGAUUGGUGGAGAAGCUCUGGGCAGGAUGCUCGUUGCGUAUCCGCAGACCAAGACCUACUUUUCUCACUGGGGCGACUUGACCCCUAGCUGCCCGCAGGUGAAGAAGCAUGGUGCAGUCAUCAUGGCAGCUGUGGGAAAAGCUGUCAAGAACAUUGAUGAUCUUACCGGCCACCUUAGCAAGCUCAGUGAGCUGCAUGCCACCCAGCUCCGCGUGGAUCCUGCCAACUUCAAGAUCCUCGCUCACAGCAUCAUCUUGGUCCUGGGCAUGUACUUCCCUGGGGACUUCACCCCGGAGGUUCACGUCUCCGUGGACAAGUUCUUCAAUAACCUCGCUUGGGCUCUGUCCGAGAGAUACCGCUAAACAUCAGCAAGACAGAAGCUACCAACGUGUGGCAUGAAUGUCAGCAACCCUCUUCAUAUGUAGGGGCUUGUUCAAUAAAAUUCACAAACAUAA
This is a messenger RNA of Oreochromis niloticus (Nile tilapia), 594 nucleotides long. RefSeq names its product hemoglobin subunit alpha-B. Gene Ontology annotation, biological process: hydrogen peroxide catabolic process; oxygen transport. Gene Ontology annotation, molecular function: oxygen binding; organic acid binding; heme binding. The transcript has 3 exons. Lineage: Eukaryota; Metazoa; Chordata; Actinopteri; Cichliformes; Cichlidae. The coding region runs from base 70 to 501 and encodes 143 amino acids. Gene Ontology annotation, cellular component: blood microparticle; haptoglobin-hemoglobin complex; hemoglobin complex. The record is from RefSeq and is a predicted model, not a curated record.